AUGAGUAGAAAGGCACGGACACUUGCUGGUAUGUUGAGAGAAGUUGAAAGAAAAAAUGAAGAGCUUGGUGCAUUGCUGAAGUCACAGCAGGCUGAAUCAGAAAGAGCCCAGAGCGACAUAGAGCAUCUCUUUCAACAUAAUAGGAAGUUACAGUCUGUGGCUGAAGAACAUGAAAUACUGACAAAAUCCUACAUGGAACUUGUUCAGAGGAAUGAAAUUACUGAAAAGAAAAAUAAAGAAUUGCAGAUCACAUGUGAUUCUCUGAAGAAACAAAUUGAGACAGUGAAAAAGUUGAAUGAGUCGCUCAAGCAACAAAAUGAAAAAACUGUUGCCCAAUUAAUAGAAAUAGAAGAACAGAGAAAAGAAGUACAGAACCAACUAUUAGACAGAGAAUGUAAACUAGCAAACUUACAACAAAAAACAAAAAUACAAGAAGAAAAAAUUAAAGUCUUACAAAAAGAAAGGGAAGAUAAGGAAGAGACCAUUGAUAUCCUUAGAAAAGAAGUAAGCAGAUCGGAACAUAUAAGAAAAGAAUUGAGCAUUAAGGCUUCCUCACUAGAGGUUCAAAAGUCCCAAUUAGAAAGUCGUUUGGAAGAGAAAGAAUCGCAAGUAAAACUUCAGCAAGAGGAGUUGAACAAACACUCUAAUAUGAUAGCAAUGAUCCACAGUUUAAGUGGUGGAAAAAUAAACCCAGAAACUGUAAAUCUCAGUUUAUAG
Messenger RNA from Pipistrellus nathusii (Nathusius's pipistrelle), 717 nucleotides. The record is from the annotation of a GenBank genome assembly. Lineage: Eukaryota; Metazoa; Chordata; Mammalia; Chiroptera; Vespertilionidae.